Molecule: messenger RNA, 2982 nt
Organism: Arachis duranensis
Lineage: Eukaryota; Viridiplantae; Streptophyta; Magnoliopsida; Fabales; Fabaceae
Product: proline-rich receptor-like protein kinase PERK9
Biological process (GO): protein phosphorylation
Molecular function (GO): protein kinase activity; ATP binding
Source: RefSeq, a predicted model, not a curated record
UGGUUUUUGGAUUUGUGACCCCACAAUCCGUGUAACCGUGUUCCUCACCAAAAGCCUUUGCAGACGUAACACACAGCAGAACAAGACCACAUUGCACACACCCUCCCUCAAACCGUCAAACGCUUCCAACAACAUUGGUUUGCAACUCAGAGAAGCUGGGAAGGUGGACCGAGGGUAUUUUUGAGAUUUUCGAGAUUUCAAUUUCAUUUUGGGGUUGAUUGAUGGUGAUUUAGCCAUUUAGGUGCUGUGUCCUAAGACCACUGAAGAUUCUGAAAAACACUCUUGUACCAGCCAAAUUUCAACACACUAGAAAUUUUACCCAGAUAUAGAGGUUUUCAAUCUCAAGUGUUUUCCUUGGUUCUGGUGUGAUCGUAUUUUAUCCAUUUUGGGAUAGGGAAGAAACAGACAAGACAUAUGAUAUAUGAAUAUUAUUAGUGGAUUGGAUCGUUCUGUUGCUCAGGAACACUAGUUUUUGAUAUCUAGCGUGUGCAAUUAACAAGGUCUUUUCAGUGACCUUGGUUUUCCACUCUAAUAAUAUUGGUGUUAUUUGGUUGGUGAAGUUUGGUGACCGCAGCUUUGUUUCUUCGUCCUAAAAUUUUCAUUCUAAUAAAACACUGAUCUUUCUCUUUUUUUAUAUCAGUAGAAAAAAGAAGAGAAAAGUGUGAGGAGUUGUAUCAAGAUAUUCUUUGGAAUCUGAAAUUUCAAGUUUCAUUUGUUGUUGUUGUGUGUGAUGUGAAAUUGUGAAUGUGAUGUGACAUGUGACAUGAGAGAGGUUCAAGGAACAGACACCAUUGUUUCGUUGAUUUGAUUGGAUUUGAAUUUGAUUGCAAGAGAUGUCAGCCGCGUCGCCUUCACCGGCAGCUUCUGGCGACACUCAACCGCCACAACGCCACCACGAGGCUCCCCUCCCCCGCCACGGUCUGCGCCACCACCAAAAACUUCGCCUCCACCUCAACCAUCCGUGCCGCCUCCGGCGAAUUCCUCACCCCCAAGUCCCGCAUCUGUGCCGCCGCCAAGAUCAUCGCCACCACCGGCAUCAACCCCUCCUCCCCAAAAUUCAUCUCCUCCUUCGACUUCCACGUCUCCCCCAAGAUCUGCACCUCCUCCUCCUCCUCCCACAACACCUAGCACUCAACCGGCUCCUUCAAAUUUUCCACCUAGGUCAUCAUCAUCCCCACCACCGCCAAAUCAGUUGGCGCCGCCUCCGGCAUCCAUUCUUACUCCACCUGGAAACGGAUCACAGACAGAGAAUUCAGGUCCUACAGCUGGAGGUGGUAAUGGAAUUGGUACCGCUGCAAUAGUGGCUAUCAGUGUAGUGGCGGGAAUUCUGCUGUUUGGGAUCAUUGGAGUUGCAAUUUGGUGCACGAUAAAGAGGAAAAAGAAAAAGGUGCUGAGCAAUGGUGGUUACGUCAUGCCAACAACUCCUGCCUCAUCUCCUGAUUCAGAUUCCUCAUUCUAUAAGACGCAUUCUUCAGCUCCUCUUGUACAAAGCGGCUCUGGCAGUGAUGUUUUGUAUACACCAUCUGAUCCUGGUGGACUAGGCCACUCAAGGUCGUGGUUUUUGUAUGAAGAAUUAAUCAAGGCCACAAAUGGUUUCUCAACUGAAAAUCUCUUAGGCGAAGGUGGAUUUGGUUCCGUGUAUAAAGGAUACCUGCCGGAUGGGAGAGAGAUAGCGGUCAAACAGCUGAAAAUUGGUGGUGGUCAGGGAGAGAAAGAAUUCAAAGCUGAAGUCGAGAUUAUUAGUCGCAUACAUCAUCGUCAUCUGGUUUCACUGGUUGGAUAUUGUAUUCAAGAUACCAGAAGACUGCUUGUCUAUGACUAUGUCCCCAAUAAUACCCUUUAUUUUCAUCUACAUGGGGAUGGUAGGCUGGUGUUAGAGUGGGCAAACCGUGUUAAAAUUGCAGCUGGUGCAGCUCGAGGGAUAGCUUAUCUCCAUGAAGACUGUAAUCCUCGGGUUAUUCACAGGGAUAUCAAGUCAUCGAACAUUCUUUUAGAUUACAACUUCGAGGCUAAAGUUUCAGAUUUUGGGCUAGCAAAAUUAGCCCUAGAUGCAAAUACACAUAUAACCACACGAGUCAUGGGAACUUUUGGGUACGUAGCCCCUGAAUAUGCAUCCAGUGGCAAAUUGACUGAGAAGUCUGAUGUAUAUUCCUUUGGGGUUGUGCUCUUGGAGCUCAUUACUGGGCGGAAGCCAGUAGAUACAUCUCAACCCUUGGGAGAUGAGAGUUUAGUUGAAUGGGCUCGACCAUUAUUGAGUCAUGUACUUGAUAGUGGGGAGUUGGGGAUUUUGACGGAUCCAAGGCUAGAAAAGAAUUAUGUUGAAAGUGAAAUUUUCUGUAUGAUAGAAGUUGCUGCAUCUUGCGUUCGACACUCAGCUGCAAAGAGGCCUCGCAUGGGACAGGUUGUUAGAGCUUUUGAUAGCUUAGGAGCUUCUGACCUAACGAAUGGAUUGCGAGUUGGAGAAAGCGAGGCUUUUAACUCUGCGCAGCUNNNNAGAUUGUUUAGGAGAAUGGCAUUUGGUGAUCAAAAUUAUAGCACCGAUUUCUUUAGCAAGGGUAGUUCAAAUACGUGAAAGGCACUAGCUACGCGGAGGCUUAUUUUUGGACCAAAAUAACUUAGUCAAGUUAAGCCGAGGAAUGGCCAUGGCUGAAUAUAAUUGGAUGAAGAUGAUGGAUCAGCUAAGGUGCAUCAAUGCUUUUGGUUCUGGAAUUGGCUGCAUCAGUUUCACACCGUUGAAUCUGUGAUAGAAUUUCAUCAUUCUUUUAUCAUUGUUAGCUGUUCUUUGGCAGCAAUUUUGUUCCUGUAAUUAUCUGUAAAGAAGUCGCUUUUGUACGUAUUGAUCGUAGAGAAUAAAUUAAUUGAUUUUGUUACAUAGAAUCAUAAAAUAGAUGUGUAGCCUCUUCGGAUGCCCAAUGUAUAUGUUCUCUUGAAUUUCUAAAAAGAACGAACAUGAUGGAUCAUGAAGUUAUUGAUAAUUUAAAA